AUGGUCAAGGCUGUGAGCGUUCUCCGAGGUGACUCCAAGGUCUCCGGUACUGUCGUCUUCGAGCAGGAGUCCGAGUCUGCCCCUACUACCAUCACCUGGGACAUCACUGGCAACGAUCCCAACGCCAAGCGAGGAUUCCACAUCCACACCUUCGGUGACAACACCAACGGCUGCACCUCCGCUGGCCCUCACUUUAACCCUCACAACAAGACCCACGGUGCUCCUUCUGACGAGACCCGCCAUGUCGGUGACCUCGGAAACGUGGAGACUGAUGGCCAGGGCAAUGCCAAGGGCUCUGUCACUGACUCCCUGAUCAAGCUUAUUGGACCCCACAGCGUCAUUGGCCGAACCGUUGUUGUCCACGCCGGUACCGACGACCUUGGCAAGGGCGACUCCGAGGAGUCUCUCAAGACUGGUAACGCUGGUCCCCGACCUGCCUGUGGUGUCAUUGGUAUCUCCAACUAA
Fusarium sp. VM40 is the source of this 465-nucleotide messenger RNA. NCBI's taxonomy places the organism in Eukaryota, Fungi, Ascomycota, Sordariomycetes, Hypocreales, Nectriaceae. The record is from the annotation of a GenBank genome assembly.